Molecule: messenger RNA, 933 nt
Organism: Eurypyga helias (sunbittern)
Lineage: Eukaryota; Metazoa; Chordata; Aves; Eurypygiformes; Eurypygidae
Exons: 8
Biological process (GO): nucleus-vacuole junction assembly
Molecular function (GO): protein-membrane adaptor activity; protein binding
Source: RefSeq, a predicted model, not a curated record
UAUUACAGCUGUGCUGCCCUAAGCAACGUGGCAGCCAACGCUCAGCACCAUGAAGCCAUGCUGAGACCUGGCAACAGUUUCCUGCUGCGGACACUCAUCUCUCUCCUGUCCUCUUCUGUGGACAAGGUUUCCAGCCAGGCAUGUGUUUGCCUAAGAAAUCUGGCUACCAGUGCCGACAUCCAGGCGGAGAUGGUCGCUGAGGACGUCCUGCCCAAGCUACGCGCUCUCCUGGCAUCUGGCAGCGAGGAUGUGCGUCGCGCCUCCAUCGCUCUGCUCUGGAUACUGUCCCAGCACCCCCACAACCAGGACACUCUGGCGUGCGUUGAGCUACUACAGAGCUUGGCAAUGCUACUGUCAGUGCAUAAAACAGACCCUGUGAUUGUCGGCCAUACUGCUUGUAUCAUCAAAAACCUGAGCCUUUCCAAAAACAGACAGAGAGUCACCGAGAGCCCGUGUGUUGAAGGUCUCCUCCAGACCGUGCUUUCCAUGGACGGCCGAGAAGACUCUCUUCAUUACGUGACAUCCUGCCUUGCUGAGCUGGCAAAGCAAGAAGGAGCCGUGUUGCGCAUGGUGCAACAGAUGGAUGAACCUCUGACAAAGUGCUUGGUGAGACUGGCUGGCCAACUGGAACACGCUGAGCCAUCCUUUCAAGCUGCCUCCGUUGUCCAGUGCAUGAUGGCUCAUGAGAAAACGAUGCCUUUGUGGAAGCGCCACAUCGGAGAGAUUCAGGCCUACCUCAAGAAUUUUCUCACCCACCGAGAGAUCCGCUUUCAGCAGCUGGGCAUCUCUACCUACUGCAGACUGCGAGGAGAUCCAGAGUUUUCACUAGCCUUCAGGAAAUGCCAAAUGGCCAAACUCCUCGAGCAAGUCCAUCAACAAACAGAAGAAACUCAAGAGCUCCUUAGGGCAGCUAUUUCCCACGAAGACAGUUAA